This is a messenger RNA of Clunio marinus, 489 nucleotides long. NCBI's taxonomy places the organism in Eukaryota, Metazoa, Arthropoda, Insecta, Diptera, Chironomidae. The record is from the annotation of a GenBank genome assembly.
AUGCUUCAAUUUAUGGAGUUUUUAACAUUUAUGAAACUUCUUCUUUUAUCUAACAGCCCACUUCAGAUGCCUUUUCCAAUUCCAAAUCAACAACAAUUCAUGGCACAGCUUCCUAAUCGACCGAUUCCCAAAGCAUCUUUGUUUCAACAAAUGGCACAUCGUGGUUUGAGUCAUGCUGCCAACUUGAGUCCUCAAGAAAUUGACGCAAUGUUGACGAAUUUCUUACAAAUGAUGGAUUUAGAAUUUAAGAAGAAAUAUCAGCAGAAUGGAGAGAAGCUGGAAGGAACAUGUGAAGAUCGAUUUUUCUGUGAAGUUGCUUUGCAAGGGAGAAAAGUUAAAGCAGAUCCCAUGCAUCGAAUGCUUUUCAAUAUCGCUUUAGAAACGCCACCGGAUCUUGCAUCGAAGAGUGGACUUGGAGAAAUAUUUAAAGCAAUAAAACGAUUGAAUUGCGAUGUAUUUAAAUGUAGCAAAAUACAAAAAUUAAUGUAA